AUGUAUGCUUCAGAUCAACUUUUGCAUAGCUUACUUUUAUUCCGAGAUCCAGCAGCACAAAAGCAGCGCAUCGCUACAAAACAACCAACCCCAUAUGAUUCGCAUAAAGUUAGUCAAAUGUGCGGAAAGGGGAAAACAAUCCCAGCAAUAGUACCCUUAUUCGAUACCAAUGCAGAGGAAUCAGGCAAAGACGUUUUUGUCGAUGAUGAGCGAAUCGGUAAGGUCUUGUAA
This is a messenger RNA of Penicillium angulare, 231 nucleotides long. RefSeq lists its product as uncharacterized. The record is from RefSeq and is a predicted model, not a curated record. The transcript has 2 exons. Lineage: Eukaryota; Fungi; Ascomycota; Eurotiomycetes; Eurotiales; Aspergillaceae. The coding region runs from base 1 to 231 and encodes 76 amino acids.